Messenger RNA from Toxorhynchites rutilus septentrionalis, 2897 nucleotides. RefSeq names its product odorant receptor 49b-like. Gene Ontology annotation, molecular function: olfactory receptor activity; odorant binding. The transcript is spliced from 6 exons. The coding region runs from base 250 to 1419 and encodes 389 amino acids. NCBI's taxonomy places the organism in Eukaryota, Metazoa, Arthropoda, Insecta, Diptera, Culicidae. Gene Ontology annotation, cellular component: plasma membrane. The record is from RefSeq and is a predicted model, not a curated record. Gene Ontology annotation, biological process: sensory perception of smell; detection of chemical stimulus involved in sensory perception of smell.
GUUGUUUGAGAGCGUUUGCUGGAAUGCUGGAAGUGGCGCAUUACGCUGUGAAAACUAUUUGGCACUUGUUCAAAAUGUAAUGAUUUGAAGAAAACUAACGGGAUUGUUCAGAAGAAGUAAAUAAAUUCGGUACUUCUAUGAGACGAAAUAAAAUGAAUAACUGCUGGAAAAUCCACUACAGAAGGCACUGGCACGUUCAGUCUAUAGAACAAGGAACCAUAAUCCUCUUCAGACAUCACAAUCGGCACCAUGCAGAUAUUUGAGAACCACUUCAGCCCACCGGACGGCCAUCGCUCACUCCGCUUCCAAUUAGCAUUGCUCCGAUUUGUUGGACUCUGGGGUGACCGUCGACAGAUGGUAAAAUACGGCAUCCUGGCAUUCAACAUAGUGGCGCUGAUUAUUGCACCGAAAAUCGUCUUCGGUCCCGGGAAGGAUGGCUUCGACACGUUCGUGAGAAAUGUUGCCGAGUUGAUAUUUCAAAUCGAAAACUGCAUCUCGAUUGGAAUUUUCGCCCUCAGACGGAACCGAUUCGAGCGAUUGGUGGCAGUGUUGGAGAAGAUGUUGCUACGGGACUGGUCGGAAGAAUUGAGGGAUGAGAUUGACGAGUUCACGGCACGAAUGGACAAAUUUGGCCGGCGCUACACAAUCUACAUAAUGAUUUUGGCGACUUCAUUCACAGUCGUUCCAAUUGCGUUCAGCGUUGUGCAACUGCUUUUUAUUGAUACGGAGAAUGAUUUCAUGCUUGGAUUUGAACUAAAUUUCUACUGUCUCAAAGUUCGUACAGACUUCGGUCAAUACAUGUUCUACAUGUUGACUUUCUACACAAUCAGUGUGUUCAGUUCCGCCAUUCACAGCUCACUUAAGGGAUCAGUAUUCGUGGUGAUUAUCCGAUAUGGGACGAAACUCUUUGAGCUGGUGUCGAAGCGAAUAAACGCAGCGGCAAAGAUUGAGAAUCUGGACGACCGCCGCAAGGAAUUUGGUGAAAUUGUGGAACUGCAUAGUCUUGCUCUGGAAUAUGUUGACAACCUGGAAGCCACUCUGUGCUUUGUUCUGAUGAACCAGAUAUUUGGUUGCAUCCUGAUGUGGUGUUUGAGUAUGCUAUACAUAUCGAAUAACAUUGGACCAAACAUUGGAAACGUGUUGAUACUAUUCACGGUAAUCUUUUUUGAAAUCGUUAUAUAUUGUAUCAAUGGUACAAGGCUGAGCGAAAAGGCAGCUCUAGUGGCCAGUGCUAUGUACGAAUACCCAUGGUACAACGAACCUACCUCCUUGCAGAAAAACGGUAAACAAAUCAUUCAGAGAGCCCAGAAGCCGACCGGAAUCACAGCAGCCAAAUUUUACUUUAUCAACAUAGAAAGACUGUCUAUUAUCGUCCAGGCAUCAUUCUCAUAUUAUCUAUUCUUGAAAAAGACCUUUUAAACGAUAGGGACAAAUUACAAAACGUUUCACUGCACUACGUAGAGAAAUGCGCGCAUUUAAUGAAACUUGCACUUCUAUUUUCACAGUAUUCACAUUCACUAAAACCGUCAUUUGACGUCGCCAAUAGUCAAUGUCUUCUUUUUAUUUUUGAUUAUUAGUCUCUUAGGCUUUCAACAAGGAGGUUCGCCUUAUCGUCAAUGUCGACAUGCUAGACAUAGAGAAAACAAAAAUAGGUGGAUAUGUAUGCAAAGUGCUUCCUAGAAUUAGUCAUUUAUUAACCCUCCUGUACUCGCGUGCAAAAUCAUAACACGUAUACUCGCGCACGGUGUCACAGACCGAAAAUUGAACUUCUCUGUAAUGUUGCUAUUGUGUAUUUUUCAGGCUUCGUUGGCAUUUAUUUGAAGAAGAGGGUAUGAUUGAAUGAAAAACUCCAAAAACUAUGUUUUCAUCAGCCUCCUCAAGACAGAGUAAUUUUUGACACUCCAACACAAAUAACGAAAUUCGAAUUUUUCACUCUUAUUAAUAAAAAGUAAGCAACUGAAUAUAAUUCAUGGAAGUAUAAGGAGCUAUAAAAUAACAUAAAAGCGUAUUAAUAGAUUGUGGUUUCAUUGGAGUAAGAAUCAGAACAUUGCAUUACUGCAUGCUCGAAACAAACAUAUUUUUUACAUUUCAUGCAGUUGUUGCGUGUUUUUCGGGUCUUUUAUCGAAGAGAAGAAUGUAUAACGACCUUUUAGAUAAUUAUCAGAUGAUAAAGAUUUUGGAAUAUAAAGUUUGCAUAUUUCUAAUAUUCUUAUAUGCUGUAUUCUUGGUAAAUUAAGAAUUAAUGCUUUUUUUUAGAUGGGGCAUAAAAAGAUGAUAUAAAAGGAUUUCUAGGAACUUACUUUUCUUUUUCUUGUUUUCUUGUCGAUAUUGUUCAUUAUAAAAACAAAAUCCCCGAAACUGUAACUGUUAAAAAUUAUUAUAAGCCACCGAUUAGUUUAUAGUUUACUGUUUACAAUUAUUCCACAAGUGAAAUUCUUUCACAAGUAUGUAUAUGUAUGACCAUUAUAUUUAGCGAAUAACUAUACGAAAGUCAAACAUUUAUAUUUUGCUUUUGAACAUAUGAAUCUAACAACGAAUAGUAAAAUCCGUUCAAUCCUGUUACAAAAGGGACUAAAGGGACUGAAAUCAAAUAAGAAUAGUCCGAUAAUGACCUUAUGCAUUAUAUUCAAUAAAUAUUCCACGCCACUAACAUUAAUUUUUACAUUUCAUUCAACAAUAUUCUAGAAUAUGAAAAAAGGCACUUGUCCAAAAAAGUUACUCCUAUACUCGCGUCGGUGUGUCAGACCGAAAGUGUUAAAAAGUGGCACACGCUCCCUUUGUAAUAACACAUGCGAUACGCUAAACGAUGACGAACGACUAAUAACAAAGCCAGUGCCGUAAAUACUCUGCUUGGGGCCCCGGUGCAAGGCAGUAUGAAGGGGCCCUAGUACGUUGCA